This is a messenger RNA of Triticum aestivum (bread wheat), 1209 nucleotides long. RefSeq lists its product as uncharacterized. The coding region runs from base 115 to 750 and encodes 211 amino acids. The transcript has 3 exons. NCBI's taxonomy places the organism in Eukaryota, Viridiplantae, Streptophyta, Magnoliopsida, Poales, Poaceae. The record is from RefSeq and is a predicted model, not a curated record.
CCUUCCUCCCAGCGUAGAUGCACAAGUAGCGGCACCCCCUGGAGAGCUGGGAGGCCCGCCCGCCGCAUUGCUAGCCGACGGCUUUGACUCUCCGCCUGCCUUGUGUUCCGCUGCAUGUUGGACGACAGCUUCGAUACGUCCCGCCGCCUUGCUAGGCUUACCGCCGCAUCGCUGGUGAGCGGCCCGGCGCGCCGCCCGCCUUGUGUCCCGCUGCACGCUGGACGACACAACUUCGGCCUUCGGGAUGCCCCACUUCCUGCCCCGCGGCCCCUCAAAUCCUGGAUUCUGUACCUCUUUAGGCGGCAACGGGGAAGGCAGCUCGGGAGGCGUCCCAACCCCGUUGUGAGUGAAGCCUCGGCGCUCUCCCCACCUGGCGAGGCAGUCCGGCGGCCGGCUCCCGCCUUUUCUGGCAUCGCCUAUCACGUGGAACGAUGGAGACAUCGCGGCCAGCACCAUAAAGCACGCACGAGCAGCGCGUGGGCGGAUGGGACCGCUCUCCAUCGAUUCCUCACCACUGCACGAGGCGUCGGCGCUAGCGCUCGACGAGCAUCUGGUCAUCAUCUUCUUCCAGCAUGCACAUGUACUGGACGCCGAGAAACUGCCAGCAGCUCGGCAACGGCAGCUCGCCGUGACGGCGCCUCAGGGUGGCCCACCUCGGCGGCGGGGACUGGAGAAGCCACGAACAACGCUAUCGACGCGAUGCUAGCAGCCUGGCACUGGACGGAGGUGCAGGGCAGCCGUGCAUGGUAACGCGAGUGAAGAGUGCCUCUGCCCCUGUCAACAAUGGCGACUAGGUGGGCGCAGCUCUGCACAAUGCAUAAUGAAUCGAUAAUCUUCAGUUGAAUCAUGUCUUUAUGACAUGUAUGAUUUAGCUUCAAGUUAUUUUCUUUUCAAAAAGAAGCUGUGAAGUGGUACGGGAUGGACACGCUGCACCGACGGGCCACACACAUUGUGCAAUGCAUGCGGCAUCCGCUAUAGGAUGGGAACCCAGAGAUUGGUCGGGAGCGACAGGCAAUCUGGAGCAGUAAUACCUAGAAAGGAUAAUUCUAUGCGUGACAUGUGUGUUGUUAGUUAGCUUUUGCCAAUCACGGUAGUAGGACCAUGUUCUCAGGUAGCAACCUGCUGGAUUAGUUCUUCAGUGUGCUUUUGAUUAACAUACAUGGCGGCGUUCUGCGUGAUGUUUGCGCCCUCGCUGUCGCCGGUGAGGAA